Molecule: messenger RNA, 1330 nt
Organism: Phaethon lepturus (White-tailed tropicbird)
Lineage: Eukaryota; Metazoa; Chordata; Aves; Phaethontiformes; Phaethontidae
Gene: BBS9
Product: Bardet-Biedl syndrome 9
Exons: 11
Biological process (GO): cilium assembly
Cellular component (GO): membrane; BBSome
Source: RefSeq, a predicted model, not a curated record
GUCGAGAUUUGAUAUGCAUACAGUCCAUGGAUGGGAUGCUCAUGUUAUUUGAACAGGAAAGCUAUGCUUUUGGCCGUUUUUUACCUGGUUUUCUUCUGCCUGGUCCAUUGACUUACAGCUCUCGGACAGAUUCUUUCAUUACAGUGUCGUCUUGUCAACAGGUCGAGAGUUACAAAUACCAGGUGCUGGCAUUUGCGACAGAUGCUGAUGAAAGACAAGAAACAGAACAGCAAAAGCUUAGCUCUGGAAAAAGACUUGCGGUGGAUUGGGUUUUAAACAUCGGAGAGCAAGCACUGGAUAUAUGCGUUGUCUCCUUUAAUCAGGCAGUUUCUUCUGUUUUUGUACUUGGCGAGAGAAACUUUUUUUGCCUUAAGGAUAAUGGGCAAAUUCGAUUCAUGAAGAAGCUUGAUUAUAGUCCAAGUUGCUUCAUUCCUUAUUGUUCAGUGAAAGAAGGAACAAUAAAUACUCUAGUUGGAAACCAUGGUAAAAUAUUGAACAUUUAUCAAGAUGUUACACUGAAAUGGGCCACUCAACUUCCCCACAUUCCUGUAUCAGUAAAAGUAGCAAAUUUACAAGACUUGAAGGGUGUUAUAGUCACUCUGAGUGACAACGGGCAUCUUCAGUGUUCUUACCUUGGGACUGAUCCCUCACUCUUCCAGGCUCCUAAAGUUGAUUCUAGGGAAAUAAAUUAUGAAGAAUUUGAUGCUGAAAUGAAAGAGCUUCAGAAAAUCAUCAAGGAGGCCACACAAACACAAGAUAUUUUGCCCAAAUCCGAAAAACACAGAGAUCUAACUGUCACAGCAGAAGUCUCGCCUCAUUUGGAUGCAGAAUCUCAAGCCAUUGACAGUGAGAUAAAAGCAGCGGCAGUACCAUCAGUCACAGUAAAGAUAACAAUACAGAGCAGAGUGACUGCACAGAAACCAAACCUGGCUGUAUGUGUACAAGCUCCAUUGGCAGUGACCUGUGACCAGUUCAUCUUUCAUGAUUUAGAACCGGAUUCAUCUGAAACUGUGGUCCUGUCUGUCUUUUUGAAGGGGAAUUGUUCUCCAUCAGAACUAGAAGGAAAUUGUGUGGUUUCAUAUAAUACACCAACAGAGCUCAAUCCUGAAGGAAUACUGAAAGUUGCACAGUGUAACUUCAGACUGCCUUUGCGGUUAGUUUGCUCUCCAGCUCAACCUUCAAAAGCAGCAAACCACAAGCUAACUAUUGAUACCAAUAAACCUCCUGUCAGUUUUCUCACCGUUUUUCCAGGUAGGUUUUUAAAUAUGUCUGUAAUAGGAGACGUGUUAGGAACUCCAACAGGAGUUGUUUGUCUGUGCCAAGUAAUGAG